UGGGAGGGACCGGAGCGGCGAAGGAUCGCAGGAUUGCCCCAGCUGUUGUUCGCUGGUGUUUUAGUUCGGACCGCAAACCGGAAAACAUGUCCGGGACGACCGGGCUGUGAAGCGGGCUGACAGCAAGAGGAGGAGUGUCACUGCAUACCUCAGCCAGCUGAAGGUUUUUGGUGGUCGGAGAGAGAUGGACUCGUUAAAGAAGGAGCUGGAGGAAGAGCUGAAGCUCAGCACCGAGGACCCGAGGAGCCAUGCAUGGUACCACGGACCACUGACCCGAGAGGCUGCAGAGUCUCUGUUUGAGAGGGACGGAGACUUCCUGGUCCGAGACUCAAGCUCUGCCCCUGGUGACUAUGUUUUGAGCUGCUUCUGGAAGAACGGGCCCAUGCACUUUAAGAUCAUACGAGUGGUCCUUCGUCCCAAAAAGGGCUACUCUCGGGAGCUGUUCCAGUUUGAGGAGGAUCGCUUUGACAAUGUUCCCGCUCUGAUCCGGUUCUACGUGGGCGGCCGUCGGCCAAUCUCCCAGGCAUCAGGUGCUGUGAUCUUUCACCCAAUCACACGGACCCUUCCUCUGCGUGUCAUCAUCGAGCAGCAUGCGGAGCCCAAAGGCAGCAGCGGCGGCGGCAGCGGUGGCGGCGCGGGGGGAGAAAAGCGCACUGAACCCGACAAAAGACGCAGCUUCAGCUCCACGUACACUGACGCACUGCAGGGCAUCAAUCCGCUGCUAAGGAGCGGAAGUCAGCCUGCUAACUUGGAGAAUGUGGGACGGAGGCCUUCGCUUCAGUCUGCGCAGUCUGACAGUAACCUACGAACAGGUGUUCCACUGACCACUCCGUCAGAGGACACCGGCCCCGCCCCCAUCUCCCCAGUGUUUCGCACAGGCAGCGAACCCCUGCUGAGCCCACGACCACGACACACUCGCCCGUCCCAUCCAGGUGGCGGCGUAACUUUACGAGGCUCGGAUGGACAGCUGCACCCCAGAGCUCCCCCUAAACCUCUCAGGGUCUCUGCCGUUUUCCCCAGUGCCAUGUUUCCUCCACCCACGGACUCAGACGAAGACCCCACCUCUUUCUACACUGAGCUUGUCAUCCAGGUGCCACAUUCCCGACGGAAGGGCCACGUGGACCGAUUACGUGCAGAGGAGAAGUGGCAGAGCCGUGCCCGCCUCACAGAAACUUCCUUUGACUUCCUGGAGGCCCAGAAGAACGAGGCAUCAUCACAGCUGCUGUUUGACAAAGAGCUGCAGAGGAAGGCGGCUGAGGAAGUGGAAGAUUGCCAUUUUGAACGGCCACAUGUGGAGUCGGUGUCAUGUUUCCAGCUGGAUCAGUUUGAGUCGCUGCUUUUACCGGAGAACAACCGACCUCUGGAGCCCAGCGUCCUGCUCGUGGUCAAGGAGCUCUUCAACAGCUCGGACUCCAACACCACCGCUCUGCACAUGCUCAGUGUUGACUGCCAGGUAGCACGAAUUGUUGGGGUGACGGAUGAGCAGAAGAGGAUUAUGGGAGUUGGAUCGGGGCUGGAGCUUGUGACUCUGCCACAUGGACACCAGUUACGACAGGAUUUGUUGGAAAGGCAUCAUCUAAUGGCACUGGGAGUUGCCGUGGACAUCCUGGGCUGCACGGGGACCGUGAGCCAGAGGGCGACUGUUUUACAUAAAUUAAUCUUAUUGGCUCAGGCCCUGAAAGAGCACGCCCACAACCUCUACUCCUUCUCAGCCGUGAUGAAGGCUCUGGAGAUGCCUCAGAUAGUGCGACUGCAGAUGACGUGGCGAGCGCUGAGGAGGAACCACACAGAGAGUGCAGUUUUAUUUGAAAAGACACUCAAACCCUUCAUGAACUCGCUGAACGAUGGAGACGAUUCUGUGGUUCAGGGUGCCAUAGCCAUGCCGCACCUUGUGCCUCUGCUGAUGGUGAUGGAGGGCGAGGACCCGGUCGAGAACAGCGAGCGAGGCUGUCAGCUUCUCUACGAUGUUCUUCAAUCAGCUCGCAGUAAUGCGCUACACGCCCAGGAUUAUCAGAAGCAUGCACACACUCUGCUCACAGGAGGCUGGGAGCCAAUCCCUGAGCUGCUGGAGGCUUUCCGGACAGAGUUCGCCCUGCGGCUGCUCUGGGGUCAGUCAGGUGCAUUGGCCGACAGAAAUGAGCGCUACGAGAAGUUCGACAAAAUUCUGUGUGUUCUCUCCGAUAAACUGGAACCCGUGGAGAUCACCCCACAACAACCUGAGCAGCAAGACCAGUUUCACUAGGUGAAAGGCGAAAUCAGCAAGUGAAGAUGAAAAAGGGACGUUUUUUGUUGCAUUCUGGUGUUUCCUGGUGGCAAGGGCAGACAUCUGCCCCCUAACAUCGCAGACAGAGGGAGAAGUAAUUUUUUCCUUUCCUUGCUGAGAUGUGAGUGACUGUUUGUCUAGCUUGUCAUGUGACAACUUGACUUGUAUAUAAAUUUUAUCUGUAAUGUGCGGACAGACCUUUAUUGUGAAAAGGGCUGUGUUUGAUUCAUUUUCCUUUUUAGAGGAAAAAUCUGACAUUGUUUACCCAAAAACUUGCAUCUGUUUACUUUUCCAAAUGUGUGUUUCUGAUACUCAGAUACUGGAGGCUCCAAAAGACCAGCAUGAACAUUAAUGAACGUUAUUAAAACUAAGUUAGCUCCCUUUGUACAUGAACUGCUGCUGUAAGGGACCACACUGGAAAUUGUUUGGGUUUUUUUUUUUUCA
Messenger RNA from Xiphias gladius (swordfish), 2707 nucleotides. It is a transcript of the gene sh2d3a, whose product is annotated as SH2 domain containing 3A. Gene Ontology annotation, biological process: small GTPase-mediated signal transduction; positive regulation of peptidyl-serine phosphorylation. Gene Ontology annotation, molecular function: guanyl-nucleotide exchange factor activity; phosphotyrosine residue binding. The record is from RefSeq and is a predicted model, not a curated record. The transcript is spliced from 15 exons. Bases 185 to 2242 code for a protein of 685 amino acids. Lineage: Eukaryota; Metazoa; Chordata; Actinopteri; Istiophoriformes; Xiphiidae.